CGUAUGUGUUUAUUGCACUCUCUACUACACUAUGCGGAUCAAACGCAGCUGGCGGUAACGCGUCGUCCGGUAACGGGGGCCAUCAGAUUCGAUUGGCAGUAUGAUCUGCCUGACUUCCCCCUCGCGCAUCGGCAGCAUCGCCUCACGGAACAACGCACCCCGAUCAGACACACGAAUCACCAGCCCACGGCGAUCGCAUGCUUUGUCCCGGCCGUCGAACGCAUCAUACCACCCGAUGUAGUCGUACUCGACGGUGUCGUUGAGUGUUGGCGCUCUGCCGGUGCCGGGCGUGACGAUGCGAUACCGAAGACCAGAUGGCAUCACAGUGAAGCCGUCAGCAUCAACAGGCAGCGCCUCAACACCGCUGCCGAUAGCCACACUGACACACAAACAUAGAAUGCACCAGUCUUUAUGGUCGGUUUGCUCGCCGUGCGUACGUGUGGGUGUUUGCCAUCCGCCCGGCCGUCGGCCGCUGGGGAAUCCCACGCAGCCUUUAUGCAGCCAGCCAGCAGACAACAGAGAGAGAUGGCAUAUCGCUGUCGGCAAUGCCUUGGUUUGAUUGGUUACCUGGGGUCCUGCUCAUUGCCCCCUGCCGUGUACAGCGGUAUGAGGCUGUCGACCGUCACGCCCGCCUUACACACCGGACAGUCCCUUUUGCCGCGACCGACCAGCCAGCCGUGCAGACACGCCCAGCAAUACUGCAUGGCACACCAACACACAACACACACGCACACACACCCGAUGUGGGCCUCGUGCAGGCAGCUUUUGUGUCUUGCGCCUCGUGCAUCGUGGCUCCUUUGCUGUGGGUGCAUGUUCUCACGAGGUGUCCGCAUCGCGUGACGACGGGCUCCGUGGCCUGCUCGAGGCAGAUCCGGCAGGCGAAAGGCGACGUAUCGGGUGUGCCGCCGCCAUUCGAUGUCGCGGUGGGAAGCGGAGCCACUGGAAGCGGAGCCGACGAAUACAAACCCAUACACAGAGCUAAAAUGGAAACGACGCUAACUUCGUCUGGGGUGGUCAGAAAGCCAAGCGUUGGCGUCGU
This is a messenger RNA of Vitrella brassicaformis, 1039 nucleotides long. The record is from the annotation of a GenBank genome assembly. NCBI's taxonomy places the organism in Eukaryota, Vitrellaceae.